AUGUAUGGUGAUAAUAGAAAAAGUGAUUUACUAUUAAAUGCAUUUAUUAUUCUCUUAGGAGAAAGUGAAGCAGACAUUCUUCAGCAGAAAAGUGAGAAACGUAUAAAAUAUCCAAAUACAAGAAACAUUAGUUUUUCAUCAGACGCUGAUUUAAAUUCCAAUGGAGUAAAACGUAAAACCAAUAUAACAAGUCAAAAACAACCUGUCAAAAGAAGAUUAAAUCUUGAAACAAAAAUUGCAAUGGAGCACGAAAAUAAUGAGAUAUUAAAAAGACAUUCUGAACUAUUAAAAAAAAGAAGAGUAAUUGAAUCUUCAGAAAGUGAAACCGACGACACAGAUGAAGAAGAUAGUUCUUCAAUUAAUUCUCAAAGUUUAAAUGAAAGCGAAACUGAGAAUGGAGGAGCGGAAUCAGAAGAUACUCACAAACUGACUAAUACUGAUGAAGAUAAUAUUUAUGACACAAACUCUAAAGAAAAACGACCUGCAAGCAGAAAAUCACCAUCUUCGCGAGCAACGACUGCUUCAUCAAAAAGAGAAUAUCGUGACUCAGAUUAUGACUAUCCUGGUGCUUCAUCCAGAAGAGAAUCUCGUGAUUCAGUUGGUCGAAAUUCCAGUGCUUCGUCUAGUAAUGUAUCUCGUGAUUCAAUUGGUUUAAAUUCCAGUGCAUCAACCGGAAAUGUAUCAUCUCGUUCAAUAAAUCAAAAUUCCGCUGCAUCAUCCAGAAGAGAAUCUCGUGAUUCAUUUAAUCCAAAUUCAAGUGCUUCAUCUAGAAGGGCAUCUCGUAAUUCAGUUGGCUCAAAUUCCGGUGCUUCGGCCAGAAGAGAAUCUCGUCACUCAGUCGAUCAAUUUUCCGAUACUUCAUCUACAGGAGAAUAUCGCGGUUCAGUUGAACAAAAUCCCAGUUCUGCUCUUAGAUAUCAAGAUUUAGAAGAAAAUAUUGAAUCAUCAAUAGACGAAGAAAAAGUAAAAAAUGUUUAA
Molecule: messenger RNA, 978 nt
Organism: Leptopilina boulardi
Lineage: Eukaryota; Metazoa; Arthropoda; Insecta; Hymenoptera; Figitidae
Product: probable serine/threonine-protein kinase DDB_G0268642
Exons: 5
Coding region: 1-978 (325 amino acids)
Source: RefSeq, a predicted model, not a curated record